GCCGGGCCUCCGACAACAUCUGCCAGCUGAAGGCGGUGAGCCGCAAGGCGCUGCAGCACGGCCUGCCCGCCGUCGCCCAGGUCCAGAAGGGAGCCUGUGAAUCGGGUCACCUACAGUCCAGCAGCCCAAGAUACAAAUUCAACUUCAUAGCAGAUGUGGUGGAAAAGAUUGCACCUGCAGUUGUCCACAUUGAACUUUUCCUCAGGCACCCUCUCUUUGGUCGAAAUGUUCCACUUUCCAGUGGAUCUGGAUUUAUUAUGUCUGAUUCUGGUUUAAUUGUGACCAAUGCCCAUGUGGUGUCAAGCACCAAUGCUGUAUCAGGGAGACAACAGUUGAAAGUGCAGCUACAGAAUGGAGAUACCUAUGAAGCAACCAUCAGAGACAUUGACAAGAAAUCUGACAUUGCAACAAUAAAGAUUCACCCUAAGAAAAAGCUACCAGUGUUGUUACUGGGACACUCUGCUGAUCUGAGGCCAGGAGAAUUCGUGGUGGCAAUUGGAAGUCCCUUUGCCUUGCAGAACACUGUGACAACAGGUAUUGUCAGCACUGCUCAGAGAGAUGGCAAAGAACUUGGCCUGCGGGACUCGGAUAUGGAUUAUGUUCAAACAGAUGCUAUUAUCAAUUAUGGCAACUCUGGAGGACCUCUAGUUAAUCUGGAUGGUGAAGUUAUUGGGAUUAACACCUUGAAGGUCACAGCUGGAAUUUCUUUUGCUAUUCCUUCAGACCGCAUCACUCAGUUUCUCACCGAGUCGCAUGACAAGCAGAGUAAAGAUGGGAAGAAACGUUACAUUGGCAUCAGAAUGCUGACAAUAACACCUGCCUUGGUGGAAGAAUUGAAACAUAAUAACGCAGAUUUUCCUGAUGUCAGAAGUGGAAUUUAUGUACAUGAAGUUGUUCCAAACUCACCUUCUCAUAGAGGAGGGAUCCAAGAUGGAGAUAUCAUUGUUAAAGUCAAUGGACGUCCUUUGCUGACUUCCAGUGACCUGCAGGAGGCCGUGAUGAAUGAAUCACCUCUGCUACUUGAAGUUCGAAGAGGAAAUGAUGAUUUAUUAUUUAACAUUGAGCCUGAAGUUGUCAUGUAAAUAGAAUUGAGGAAGCUCUCACCAUAAUUACACUCACUUACUCUGGAACACUAGAUACCUCCUUUACAGCUACAGUAAUUAUACUUCCUGUUGACUAAUGACAAGGUGGACUAACUUAAUUGCCUGAGCCAUUUCUGUACAUAGUAGCUAGAAUGAAUUCAAUUAUGCCAUUUAGAGAAGAUGUAACUUUCAAACAGAUUUAAGAACCACGUUCUGGGGAGAAGGAGGAGGAAAAUAAAUUUUGGGUAGCUGGUAAAAAAUGGGGUCCACUUCCAAUUUCUGCAGGUUCAGGGCAGAUACAGUUCUGCAUUUUGAAAGGCCAAAAUGCUACUGGAAGUGAGGUAGCAUGCUGAAAGGGGAACCUGUUCUUAAACUACAGUCACGGCUGCAGCAGAACCUAGCUAUUGCAAUGCACAACUGAGCGUUGUUGGGUUUUUUUAUGUAACCUUUUCAAUGUGAAACUAGUAUUGGCAAAGCUUGUAGUUGUUCUUAGUGCUCCUAUGCUACAUGUCAGUGCAGGUAGAUUAAAUCUGUAAAUAUGGAAAGGAACACAAAUGGUAUCAGGCUAUAGAGUGUUACACCUAGGUCAUGCAAUUUUGGAAUAUAGUAAAUGAUUCUUAUAGAAUUAAUGCCUUAUAUGUAAAUCAAAACGAUGUGCUGAACAAAGUUAAGUUUGAUAAAGUGCACAAUUUUUUAAGAAUUUCAUACAAAUUAGUUUUGCAUUUUACUGAUAAGCUUUGCUGUAAAAUUGUUAUACUACUUUUGGCUUGUACUUUGUAUGUUUCUACUGUAAGGAGAUUAAAGUUUACACAAAUAAUGUUUUGGU
Chaetura pelagica (chimney swift) is the source of this 1908-nucleotide messenger RNA. RefSeq names its product HtrA serine peptidase 3 (gene HTRA3). The record is from RefSeq and is a predicted model, not a curated record. Gene Ontology annotation, molecular function: protein binding; serine-type endopeptidase activity. The transcript is spliced from 9 exons. Lineage: Eukaryota; Metazoa; Chordata; Aves; Apodiformes; Apodidae. The coding region runs from base 258 to 1082 and encodes 274 amino acids. Gene Ontology annotation, biological process: proteolysis.